GGGCAUGUCACUUCUAGAGGGUGUUACAGCUUUGAAGGGACUUCCGCUUUAGCAGCUCAGCUGUGCUGGCUAGUUGUUGACGGAUUUCAACCUACUGAGAUCUACGGUGUCCGAGGGAGAUUUAAAGGCAUCAUAAGCGUUUCCUUCCUGUAGUGGUGGAUAGGGUUGUCGUGCCCCAUGCUCAGGAUCAUUUGUGUACAGUUGUCAGCGGUGAAACGCAGAUCCAGUUUAGAUCCUCGUAGUGGAGGUUACUCUCAGCAAAGAGGCUUGAAUCCGCUAUGCAAGCAAACACAACGCGGGGCUUCUUGUGGUCGGACGUAGAGACGAGGACCUUGUUGAACAUCUGGGGGGAGCAGGACAUCCAGACGGCGCUGGAUGGAAACUUCCGAAACAGCUUCGUGUAUCGCGACGUUUCCCGAAGGCUGGGAGCGAUGGGGUUUGAAAGGACGCCGGAACAAUGCAGGGUGCGGAUCAAAAGCCUCAAGAGACAGUACCUGUUAGCAAAAGAAGGUAAUCUGCGGAACAACGGGCAGUAUCACAAGAUCUGUAAGUUUUAUGACAUAAUGGAGAGGAUUUUGAGCAACCGGCCCGCCAUUGACCCUCAGGAGUUAAUAGACAGCGGGGCGGGAGGAGAGGAGGCCGGGGAUGGCCUGGAGGAGGAUGGAGAAGAUGCUCAAGACGCAUACCCAGAGAGCACAGAUGAGUGUCCUUGUCCUGCAGAGACUGAAGUGAAGCUGGAAUACCCAACUAUCCCCAUCCCUAUCCCAGUUAAAGUGACAGUGGGCAGUAAUAGCACUGCAGUAAGACCACAAAACAGCAGCCAGUUGGCCAGUAAUCUAUCAGCCAGACCACCUAAACGAGCAAGAAAGCGGCGAGCUAACUUCCCCAUGGAGAAACUGAUGGAGCAGUUCCUGGAGCAAAGUGCCCAGGCUGAGGACAACUUCUACCGGAUGGAGGAGCAGCGCUUGAAUGCAGAAGACCGUCGCAGAGAAGCUGAACAUGCCAGGGAGCUGCACAUGCUUCAGAUGCUUGGCCAGAUGUUCUCCAGCAUCUCCUCCUCUGCCAGACCUGGCUCUGCGGCUACUCCCUCCAAGACCGCUCCUCCUGCCUGCGCCCCUGUGCUCUCCAGUGGCUCCCUGUCAUGUACACGCGGCCAGUCCAGUCAUCUCAGGCGGCCUUCACCCCAGAAAGACUGUUUCAUCCAACAACAAAGUCAGCUGUUGAACCCAGAUCCGCAGGCGUUAGUGUUUGAACGCUACUGCAGCUUGGGGUCUACAUCAGAGAGAGGAAUGGAUGAUGAUGUCCUCUCAGUGGUAAAGAGCAUAAUCCCCCCACUGACAUCCAAAAAGCACAAGGGACAAGAUGGACGUAUUGGAAUCAUUGGAGGAUGCCAAGACUACACCGGAGCUCCAUACUUUGCUGCCAUCUCUGCAUUGAAAGUGGGAGCUGACUUGUCUCAUGUGUUCUGCACCAAAGAUGCUGCAGCUGUAAUCAAGUCAUACAGCCCUGAGCUCAUAGUUCAUCCUGUUCUGGACAGUCCAAAUGCUGUGGAAGAGAUAGAAAAAUGGCUCCCAAGACUGCACAGCCUAGUCGUGGGACCAGGUCUAGGGAGAGAAGACUUGUUACUGAAAACAGCUAAGGAGGUGAUAGAGAAGUCAAAAGCAAAAGAUAUCCCUAUAGUCAUUGAUGCGGACGGACUAUGGCUAGCUACACAGCAACCAUCUGUUAUUCAAGGGUACCAGAAGGGUAUCCUUACACCUAACUUCAUGGAGUUCACUCGACUGUAUGAGGCACUGCACCAUGAACCCAUGGACAGCAGUGACUAUCAACGCAGUGUCAUGCAGCUCAGUGUAGCCAUGGGUAACAUCACGGUGGUGCUAAAGGGAGAACGGGAUCUGAUUACAGAUGGCAGUAAGGUGAUCUCAUGCAGUACUGAGGGCAGUGGGAGAAGAUGCGGUGGACAGGGUGAUCUCCUUUCUGGAUCCAUGGGAGUGCUGGCACACUGGGCUUAUGCUGCCUCUGCAGCUGGAAUGAUCAGAAGUGUGAAUCCGUCUGUGGUUGCUGCAUUCGGAGCCUGUGCGCUAACCAGACAGUGCAACAGUCAAGCAUUCCAGCAACACGGCAGAUCCACCACCACCUCAGACAUGAUCCAGGAGAUCGGCUCAGCUUUUAAAAAGCUAUUUGAAAGCUAAAAAUGGCCAAAUGAAAUUGUAAUUGUUUAAAAAAAACUAUACAUACAUACAUACUCAGUUUUGCUUUCCUUAAAACUAUUAAUAUAGGCAGUGAGUGGACUGGUGGAAAAGUUUUAUCAAGUUUAAUUUAAGUGAAGGUUAGACAGGUGUGGACUAAUAACUGUCUUUGAAGGCAAAGGCAGUUCUCAAAAUCGGGUGCAAAAAAUGCACACAGACUUGUUGAUUGAGGUGUAUAAACCGAUUUUGAAACUAAAAAAAACUGUCUUCCAUCUCUUGAGGAAGUAGAUCCACCACACAUGUUCAUCCACCAAAGAGACCGAUGGGUAAGUUUAAUGGGGUCAAAGUAAACUAGAAACUUGUAUGAUUUUUGAAAUAAAUAUUAAAUUACA
Monopterus albus (swamp eel) is the source of this 2581-nucleotide messenger RNA. It is a transcript of the gene naxd, whose product is annotated as NAD(P)HX dehydratase. Gene Ontology annotation, biological process: metabolite repair. Lineage: Eukaryota; Metazoa; Chordata; Actinopteri; Synbranchiformes; Synbranchidae. The transcript has 12 exons. The record is from RefSeq and is a predicted model, not a curated record. Gene Ontology annotation, molecular function: ATP-dependent NAD(P)H-hydrate dehydratase activity. Bases 279 to 2192 code for a protein of 637 amino acids.